Molecule: messenger RNA, 1043 nt
Organism: Serpula lacrymans var. lacrymans S7.9
Lineage: Eukaryota; Fungi; Basidiomycota; Agaricomycetes; Boletales; Serpulaceae
Exons: 1
Coding region: 12-929 (305 amino acids)
Source: RefSeq, a predicted model, not a curated record
AUCGAAGGCCCAUGAUACCAUCCAGGUGGCUUAAAUUUAUAAGAACGCAUGGUUUCGUUUUAUUCCCCCGCUUUAACAAACACUCACCACAAACACUCACCACCGCUCCGCAUUCCAAAAUGACUGCUGCUUGGCCCUGGUUACCUACUGAACUCGUCGAGCGCAUCGUCGGUGAUAUCUGGGACUCUUCACUUUCAACUGUUGAUCGUGACAAACUUUCUUCCACUCUCCCCCUGGUCAAUUCAACUUGGCUCGAUGCCUUCAUCCGAAUAUCAUCUCAGAACGUGCACAUAUCUUCCUCUGCUCAAGCUCAGCAGUUCUUGCGCAGUCUUAGGGAGGAGUUUGUCGCUAUUCCAAGAGCUAUCAAAAACUCCCCUGACUCACUGUGUCACUCGAUCACCUUUCGUAUUGAGAGUGGCGUAGGAGAGCACCCUGUACCCCAGAUUUUUCUCUACAGCCUUCAUAAUCCUAUGGGAGACACCCUCACAAGUCUCCUCUACAACGUCGACUCACUUGAUUAUCUACCUAAUCUUCGUCGCAUAUCCAUUGAAUACGUGGACUGGGGAUACGACGACCUCUUUGAUCAUCAUCGUUUGGCCGUCUUUCCCGACCAAGUAGAAGAGUUGGAUAUCAGUUGGACAUUCAACGGGCAAGCAUGCAACAGCCCCCACAAGAUGUUCAAGGGUCGUUACCUCCGUCACUCGUGCGGUCAUAUGAGCUUGCCAGGCGUAAAAAAGCUGAGACUUCAUGGGGCAUCUGCGCAGACAGUGAAAGAUCUUGUUUCCAUCUGUCCCAACUUAAAAGAGGUGGAGACGGAUCUGGCCGUUGGGCUUGAGAUACGAUCAUCGUUGCCCGCAACAGUUGACACACUUUGGUUUCGCAUCCUUCCUGGAGUCAUUAUCAGCGCCCGACAAUUCGACGAAUUGUAAAAAUAUCUCCUAUCGUGUAGACUGAAGCGGUUAUCCACAGGGGUAGUCUAUUAACUUAACUUUUCACCAUUAUAUUGUAUAUGUUUAAACUAUCUUAUAAUUAUUGCUUCCCUU